Molecule: messenger RNA, 420 nt
Organism: Adineta ricciae
Lineage: Eukaryota; Metazoa; Rotifera; Eurotatoria; Adinetida; Adinetidae
Source: the annotation of a GenBank genome assembly
AUGAGUGUAUUACUUUCAGAUAUGGACGAUAUAUUCGACCAAACAAGUGAUGAUUUGACUAUUGCUCGGCGCGAAACGGAGUUAAUCGAAUCCCGUCGUUAUAAAGAUGGAUUUCGUGAAGGACUUGAAACGAGUGAACAAGAUGCAUUCGAGAGUGGAUUUAUUCGUAGUUAUUCGCUAAUAGCAUCGUUAGUUUAUGAUUACAACUUCGAAAAAGAACGUCUGCGACUGCGAAAUUCUGCACUGAUUCAAGAGAUUCAACAAUUUGAAAAUGAAUUUCAAUUGACGAUCACUCAAUUGAAAAGUCCUGAUGAAAUCAAUGAAGAACAACAGAUUGAGAGUGUAAAAAAACUACGAAUACAAUUUGAUGAACUUCUAUUGAAAAUUAAACUCGAAUCGAUAUCAAUGAACUCAAACUAA